This is a messenger RNA of Sesamum indicum (sesame), 1890 nucleotides long. Its product is annotated as ammonium transporter 2. The record is from RefSeq and is a predicted model, not a curated record. Gene Ontology annotation, cellular component: plasma membrane. Gene Ontology annotation, biological process: ammonium transmembrane transport. NCBI's taxonomy places the organism in Eukaryota, Viridiplantae, Streptophyta, Magnoliopsida, Lamiales, Pedaliaceae. Gene Ontology annotation, molecular function: ammonium channel activity.
ACCAUCCGUGCGCUUUCCAAUUUUCUACGUCUCUAUCUAAGCACCAAGUGUUGUUGAAUCCAAACUACCACAGCCCACUCCAUCGGUCUACGACUAGACGCCAUCACCCUCAUCCAUGUGCUUCCGCUUAAUUUCAUUGAAGCUUCAGCGUCCCUCAUUGACCUUUGUACCCCACUCAGACCAGCGACGACUUCACACAUUCUAAUUCCUUCUUGUACCUUUUCUCACGCAUACCUACCGCUACCAUCAACCAUUUUCUAUCCCUCUCUCUCUCUCUCUUCCUAACAAACCUUCUCAGCCGGAGCUUCUAUUACCACGCAGAGUGAUGGACAAUCUAGCAGGCGCAUAUGAGGAGCGCCUGCCGGCAGUCCCGGCGUGGCUGAAUAAAGGCGACAACGCGUGGCAGAUGACGGCGGCUACCCUCGUCGGCCUCCAGUCCAUGCCGGGCCUCGUCAUCCUCUAUGCCAGCAUCGUCAAGAAAAAGUGGGCAGUUAACUCCGCCUUCAUGGCCCUUUACGCCUUCGCCGCCGUCCUAAUCUGCUGGGUUCUCCUCUGCUACCGUCUGGCCUUCGGCGACGAGCUUUUACCCUUCUGGGGGAGAGGCGCCGUGUCCCUCGCCCAAAAGUACCUAACUCGACGCGCCGCCGUGCCGGAAAGCACGCACCACUACUCAGACGGCACAGUUGAGACAAAAAUGAACCAGCCGUUCUAUCCGAUGGCGACGCUUGUUUACUUUCAGUUCACUUUUGCAGCGAUCACAACGAUAUUGCUGGCAGGCUCUGUCUUGGGGAGGAUGAACAUCAAGGCGUGGAUGGCGUUUGUGCCUCUUUGGCUGACUUUUUGUUAUACUGUGGGCGCAUACAGCCUAUGGGGUGGUGGGUUUUUGUACCACUGGGGGGUGAUUGAUUAUUCCGGUGGCUAUGUCAUCCAUCUUGCAUCGGGGAUCUCCGGUUUCACAGCUGCUUAUUGGGUUGGGCCAAGGUUGAAAACGGAUCGAGAAAGAUAUGUGCCCAACAAUAUACUGUUGAUGCUCGCGGGAGCAGGGCUACUGUGGAUGGGAUGGUCAGGGUUUAAUGGUGGGGCACCGUAUGCUGCAAAUAUAGUUUCAUCGAUAGCAGUUCUCAACACCAACAUAUCUGCCGCUACAAGUCUUCUUGUAUGGACGUCGCUUGAUGUUUUCUACUUCGGAAAGCCUUCGGUGAUAGGGGCGGUUCAGGGGAUGAUCACGGGCCUCGCUUGCAUUACUCCUGGAGCAGGUGUGGUGCAGUCGUGGGCGGCUAUAGUAUAUGGGCUACUGUCUGGUAGCAUUCCGUGGUACGCCAUGAUGAUUCUUCACAAAAAGUCCACUUUGCUACAAAAGGUGGAUGAUACAUUGGCAGUAUUCUAUACACACGCGGUGGCUGGAAUUCUUGGCGGUCUUUUGACUGGGCUGCUGGCGGAACCCACCCUCUGCCGCAUGAUACUGCCGGUCACAAACACAAAGGGUGCAUUUUACGGCGGAGGAAUUCUAUUCGUGAAGCAAUUAGUUGCAGCACUGUUUAUUAUCGGGUGGAACUUCACUUCCACAACGCUGAUUCUUCUGAUCAUUAGACUAUUGAUACCUUUGCGUAUGCCCGAGGAGCAGCUUAUGAUUGGAGAUGAUGCCGUCCAUGGAGAGGAAGCCUACGCCCUUUGGGGUGAUGGGGAGAAAUACGACUCUGCAAAACACGGCUGGCAUAACCCGACUCAUGCUGAAGAAUUGGCAACAACUGGUCUUUUCAAUGGUGCUAGGGGAGUGACCAUAGAUUUAUAACUUCGUUUUAUUUAUCUGAGCAUUUAUUCCUAUCAACUUUUUUUCACUGGUUUGUAGAUAUGAUUUGUGGUGCGCAAUGGAAUUGGGUUACUACUCUA